AUGCUACCAGCAACUCAAAGGGGCCCCAUGUUUUCGCCCAGAUCCGGCUUCCUGGCUAAAACUAUAAUGCAGAAGUUGGAAUCAAUAGCUCGUCCUACGAGUCAACCAACAUUCUGGCUACGCUAUGCAGAUGACACCUUUGUCAUCAUCAAGAAGCAUCACUUAGACGUCCUCCACAAUAAUUCUACAUUUCCAGGAAUUGAAUUCACAUACGAAAUGGCGGUCGGCGGACAUCUGCCAUUUUUGGAUGUCCUUGUACAUCGAAAUACUGAUGAAUCACUCCGUAAUCAGUUUAUCGUAAAGAAACGUAUUCAAACUUUACCCUACAUUUUGAAAACAACCACCCAAUUUCUCACAAAAGGAGUUCUGUCUACAGCCUCCUAA
Dibothriocephalus latus is the source of this 384-nucleotide messenger RNA. The record is from the annotation of a GenBank genome assembly. NCBI's taxonomy places the organism in Eukaryota, Metazoa, Platyhelminthes, Cestoda, Diphyllobothriidea, Diphyllobothriidae.